CUUAAAUAUAAAACACAAGCGAGAUGAGAGAAAUCCAAAUGAAAUAUAAUAGGGAUAAAAAGAACAAAAUGGGAACAGCUCUGAAACUUCCGAUCAUCGAUCUUUCUUCGCCGGAGAAGCUCUCUACUUCCCGAUUGAUUCGUCAGGCUUGCUUGGAUCAUGGAUUCUUCUAUCUUACGAACCAUGGCGUUUCGGAAGAGUUGAUGGAAGGAGUGUUAAUAGAGAGCAAGAAACUAUUCUCCCUUCCUCUUGAUGAGAAGAUGGUGAUGGCUCGUCAUGGUUUUCGUGGUUACUCACCGUUAUACGACGAGAAACUUGAAUCAUCUUCCACCUCCAUAGGUGAUUCCAAGGAGAUGUUCACUUUUGGAUCUUCAGAAGGAGUUUUGGGUCAACUUUACCCUAACAAGUGGCCUCUUGAAGAGCUUUUGCCGCUUUGGAGGCCAACCAUGGAAUGCUACUAUAAAAAUGUCAUGGAUGUUGGUAAGAAAUUGUUUGGCCUAGUGGCUUUGGCAUUGAAUUUAGAGGAAAACUACUUUGAACAAGUGGGAGCUUUCAAUGAUCAAGCAGCGGUUGUUCGUCUCUUACGUUAUUCAGGAGAAUCAAAUUCAUCUGGAGAAGAAACAUGUGGUGCCUCUGCUCAUUCAGAUUUUGGAAUGAUAACUCUUCUUGCAACUGAUGGAGUUGCAGGGCUUCAAGUUUGUAGAGAUAAAGAUAAAGAACCAAAAGUUUGGGAAGAUGUCGCUGGUAUUAAAGGGGACUUUUGUUGUCAACAUCGGCGACCUUAUGGAAAGAUGGACUAAUGGUCUUUUCCGGUACCGAAAAAAAUAUUCCUUACUUUUAGUUUACAUUUCAUAUAUAAGGUGAUAUUUUGAUUCAAGAUCGCUUCUUGAUUUAAGAUCAACAUUGCAUAGAGUGGUGUCAGUGGGAAAGGAACGUUUUUCGGUGGCUGUAUUUGUCGAUCCAGACCCAAACUGCGUUGUAGAGUGCUUGGAGAGCUGUUGUAGUGAAACAUCUCCUCCCAAGUUUCCACCGGUCCGGGCCAGAGAUUAUUUCCACGAGCGAUUCAGUCAAACCCUCGCCUCGUACUCCGGUUCCGACUAAAAUAUAUGAGAACUGAGAAGCUCCAGGUUUUCUUAAAUAAGACAUGUGUCAAAUGUUUGAGUUUCACUUUUGCGUGGACAUGAAAUAGCUAUUAUAAACCAAAAGGUGAUAAAACACUUAAAACAGUAUAAUGUAAUUAGGUGUAUUUUCGAUUGAUAAAUGUAUUAAUUGUAGACUAUGAUCCCGUAUAAAUUUCAAAUAGUGUGUUCAUGACUUGUCUUGCUUUUCAUAAGAAUUCCUCAAGUGUGAUGAAAUGCCACUAUCAAUGUAUGAACAUUCCCAGCUAAUUGAUAAUGGAUAUCGAACAAUGAUUACUCUUUGUUGAAGCUGGAUGAUGUACAAGGAGCAGAGAAGAUAUAUGAAGAGUGGAAACCGGAAGGACCAAAGCUGGAUAUGAGCAUACCGAGUUUGCUGAAGGCAUGGAAAUGAAGAUUCACCAAAUGGUAAAGUCUGUUAGAAAGAAGAGGUAUGAGAUGCAUUUUAAGAAGAUAAAAGAACGUUUGAUCUCUAUAAGGGGGGUUGAUUUUUGGCAUGGGAUUAAAGGUUGAGCAAAUAGUAAAGUCGAUUAGACAAAAGAAGUUGAAAGAACCUUUGAAAUUACUGGAGGCGAGGGAAG
Messenger RNA from Arabidopsis thaliana (thale cress), 1717 nucleotides. RefSeq names its product 2-oxoglutarate (2OG) and Fe(II)-dependent oxygenase superfamily protein. Gene Ontology annotation, molecular function: oxidoreductase activity. The record is from RefSeq and is marked reviewed. Bases 24 to 800 code for a protein of 258 amino acids. Lineage: Eukaryota; Viridiplantae; Streptophyta; Magnoliopsida; Brassicales; Brassicaceae. The transcript has 10 exons.